This is a messenger RNA of Betta splendens (Siamese fighting fish), 2192 nucleotides long. Its product is annotated as E3 SUMO-protein ligase ZBED1-like. NCBI's taxonomy places the organism in Eukaryota, Metazoa, Chordata, Actinopteri, Anabantiformes, Osphronemidae. The record is from RefSeq and is a predicted model, not a curated record. Gene Ontology annotation, molecular function: protein dimerization activity. The transcript has 4 exons. Bases 606 to 2036 code for a protein of 476 amino acids.
GACUUCGCUAAAAGUAGUGAUGGGUCCCGCAACACCGAUGCGCCAGCGCAUGCGUCAAGUUCGUAGAGCGAAACGCCGUGCCGAUGCGUGUAUUGGGUUGAGGGAGUCACGUGACCGAUACAGUUACCGUAUCGGUCACGUGACAUGUAUCUCUGGCGCGCCAAACUGUGUUUAUAAAGAAGCGCAUACGUCAACGGGAUUCAUCUACCAAAAACAAUUUCUGAACAUUUACCAACGACUUACAAAUUCCUCAGGAAUUAUGGAGCCGCCUCCAGCAAAAAGAAAGGUUUCCGCCGUGUGGGAUCAUUUUGACCUUCUGUCGGAAAAUAAGGUAAAAUGUCGCAUUUGUUCGACAGAACUGUCUUUUAUAAAUAAAUCCACCUCCUCAAUGCUGAGGCAUUAUAGGGCAAGGCAUGAAAAUGAAGUCCCUGAUACGCGCAGGAUAAACUCAGCGUCCAGGAAGCAGAUGCUUGGUUAAGGCUCUGCUCAAUUUCAUCUUGAAGGACUGCCAGCCCCUCAGCAUUGUGGAGAGUGAAGGCUUCAGGGAACUUGUUCAGGUCUUUCAACCCACAUAUGUUUUGCCAACCAGAAAGACCAUCAAACAAAUGGUGGCCAAAAAGUACGAGGAGGAAAAGGAACGAGUCAAAAUGGAAGUACAGCAAGCUGUGGCAGUGAGUAUAACAGCUGACAUGUGGACAUCUGUGAACAUGGAGGCUUACUUGGCUCUUACCUGUCACUACAUAAAUGAGAAUUUGCAGUUGUGUACAUCUGUGUUGGGAGUGAAAUACUUUCCACAAAGUCACACUGCUGACAAUUUGGCCCAAGUCAAAAGGGGCAUGAUGGAGGACUGGGCCAUAACCAAUAAAGUAAAAUGUUUUGUGACAGACGCAGCACCAAACAUGAUUGCAUCCACUAGACAGCUCCAAAUUCGGCACUCAAUUUGCAUUGCACAUAGUCUAAAUUUAUUAGUUCGAAAAUCAUGUGAUCAGGUCCCCACACUUACAUCCAUCAGACACAAAGCUAGGAACAUUGUCACAUAUUUCAGAUCAAGCACUACAGCCAAGGAGAAGCUUGCUCAAGUGCAGCAACAGAUGGGACGACCAACGCUGAAACUCAUCAAUGAGGUGCCAACACGCUGGAACAGUACAUAUGAAAUGCUGUCAAGGCUACAUGAUGAGCGGGAACCAGUGUGGGUAUCUCUGGCCUCUCUAAAUACAGUUUUGACUCCACUUACAGCUGAUGAGUAUACCAUCAUAGGAGAAACACUUCUUGUGCUUGCUCCUUUCCAUCAAGCUACAGUGGAGUUGUCUGAAGAGAGGCGAGUCUCAGGGUCAAAGGUCAUUCCGAUGAUGAAAAUGCUCUAUUUUGCACUAGAGCGUAGUGCUUUGACCUUGCACACACAGGCAGCCAUCCACCUACACGAACACCUGAAGCAUCGAGUCACAGACACUGCUUCCAAUCUGGAGUCAUUAAGUGUGAUGACCCUAGCAACACUUCUAGACCCCAGAUUUAAAUCACUCGGGUUCCGCAGUUCCUCAAAGUUCAAUGAGGCCGUCACUAGACUGCGGUCAGAAUGUGCGUCUGUUAUUGGACGUACAAAUGAGCCCCAGCCAGGACCGUCUUCACAGCAGCUGUCUGCACCCACUUCAGGCAUGUUAUUCAGCAUUAUUUGUAUGUUGUUUUUUGGAAAUCAUGUGCUAAAAUGCCACUUUUUUUCAGACAACCUUUGGCAAGACUUCGACAUUGAAGUGGGCAGGCAGACUACAAGUGCCACAGCUGAUGCCAUCCAGGAGGUUCAGCGGUACCUGGCAGAGGGCAAUAUUGCUAGGUCACAGGAUCCAUUGAAAUACUGGGACAACCACAAAUCUUUAUACCCAAACCUGUUUAACCUUGCACUGCAGUUUCUCUGCACUCCAGCCUCAUCGGUCCCUUGUGAGCGAGUGUUUUCUGCAGCUGGAGAAAUAGUCUCAAAAAAGCGUAACAGACUUAAUUUUAAAACUUUGGAAAAACUUAUUUUUUUGAAUAAAAAUCUGUAAAAAGAAACACAUCCCAGUUCACAAGCAUGCUUAUUCACAACACGUCAGUUAGAUUUUCAUGUUAUGAUAAUGAUGUUCACAUUAUUCUAUCUAUCUAAAAGAGUAAAGAGAUUUUUAUGUAAAUGAAAAUGAGAAAUAAAACAAUAUAAAAUACAA